UGUGUGUGUGUGUGUGUGUGGUAGGUCAUUGAAAGGCAUUAUGCGCGCUCUUUGGGGGUGUUUUCAGAGAGAGCUGCAGACCUGUCAUUCAACAGCACAGAACCACCAGAGGAGGAACAACACCCCUCUGUGGUCGUAUACUGGUCACUCUCCGUGGCCAUUUUCUCCAUCGGUGGCAUGUUAUCCUCUUUCAUGGUUGGAUUUGUGGGAGACCUGAAAGGCAGGAUAAAGGGCAUGAUGAUGAUCAAUGUUCUGGCUGUAGCUGCUGGGCUGCUGAUGCUUCUCUGCAGGAUGUGGAAGCCGUACAUCAUGGUCAUCUCAGGCCGCGCUGUCAUGGGCUUCUACUGUGGGUUAACAUGUGGGCUCGUUCCUAUGUAUAUUGGAGAGAUCGCACCCAAGGCUUACAGAGGAGCUCUGGGAACAUUACACCAGCUGGCGAUUGUCGCUGGCAUUCUCCUCAGCCAGGUAAUUGGUCUGGACUUUGUGCUUGGUAACGAGGAUCGGUGGCCCCUGUUGCUUGGUCUGUCUGGAGCUCCUGCAGUGCUACAAUGCCUCUUGCUGCCCUUUUGCCCCGAGAGCCCUCGGUACCUCUACAUCAUUUUGGGCAAGGAAGAAGAGGCUCGAAAAAGUCUGUCUCGUCUGAAGGGACCAUAUGACGCAACGCCUGACAUAGAAGAGAUGAGGAGAGAGAAAGAAGAGGCUGACAAGGAGCCGAGAGUCUCCAUCCUUUCUUUGAUCUGUUCCACUGUGUACCGACGGCAGCUGUUUGUUGCUCUUAUGAUGCACUUGUCCCAACAGCUCUCUGGUAUCAACGCUAUCUUUUAUUACUCCACUUCCAUCUUCGAGCGGGCCGGUGUCAGUCAGCCAGUCUAUGCCACGAUUGGAGUCGGGGUCAUCAACACAAUCUUCACUCUGGUGUCUGUUGCUCUGGUGGACAGGGCCGGCAGACGGACCUUGACUCUGGCUGGUCUGGGAGGAAUGUGCAUCUGUGCUAUUGCCAUGACAGUGGGCCUCAAACUCCUGAACACAUACUCAUGGAUGAGCUACGUCAGCAUGGCCGCCAUCUUCCUCUUUGUGAGCUUCUUUGAGAUCGGUCCCGGUCCCAUUCCGUGGUUCAUCGUGGCUGAACUGUUCAGUCAGGGACCCCGACCUGCUGCGAUCGCCAUCGCCGGCUGCUGUAACUGGACAAGUAACUUCAUCAUUGCCAUGACGUUUCCAUACAUACAGGCUUGGAUGGACAGCUAUGUGUUCAUCCUGUUUGCCGUGUUGCUUCUUGGCUUCACGAUAUUUAUAUACCUUCGAGUGCCUGAGACCAAGGGCAAAACAUUUGAGGAAAUCGCUGCCGAAUUCCAAAAGGGACGCCGGACUCAUAAGGACAUUAAUGAACUGCAGCAGCUCAAAGCAUCAACAGAUGCCUAAACUGCUGUUUACUUGCAUGGUACACAGAGAUAUCUCUGUAUUUUGAGAUUGUUUAUGUACAUUUAUUGAUGAAUGGAGAACACAGUUUUUACACAAAAAAGACAACAUGUUUAAUCCCAGUGCUCAUAUCAUACCUUCAUAAUGUGUGGAGUGAAGUUUACAUUGAACCAAAACAUUAACUCUUAUUGCAGUAUUUUGGGUUGACAACGGAAGCAGCUAUACUCUUGCUUUUACACUGACAUCAAUUUAAAUACUAUGUGCAUGUGAAAGAGAUUGCAAAUAUUGCUGAUCCUAUGAAAAUGUUGACCUGAAGAUAUGUUUUCUUCCCUGAGUGAUACUGAAAAAUUCCUUUUGUGGUGCCUGAUUUAUUUUUUUUGCUGCAUCACUCAUCAGCAGCACACAGGCAUUUACAUAAAAACACACAACGCUUAUGCAGAAGCAAAAAAUUUCCAAGUGCCUGAGAAAAACACAAUGAAAAAGAAAAUACAGAUUUGUAACAGAGUUAAAUUCAGAGUUGGACUUCUUGUUUCAAAAUGAGUGCUGACUGUGUGGGCUUGAGGUGUUAAAGAAAUUGCAUGCACAUAUUUCUGCUCAUCAUGUCAAAGAAUUGUGUCCACUGCCCCCCAGUUGCUGGAUUAACAGUAUGAAUGCAUUUUUAAAAGCUGCAACCAUGAAAUGAAUGGACAUUAAACUAAAUGG
This is a messenger RNA of Salarias fasciatus (jewelled blenny), 2118 nucleotides long. It is a transcript of the gene slc2a2, whose product is annotated as solute carrier family 2 member 2. The transcript has 10 exons. Gene Ontology annotation, molecular function: D-glucose transmembrane transporter activity. Gene Ontology annotation, biological process: dehydroascorbic acid transport. The coding region runs from base 178 to 1419 and encodes 413 amino acids. Gene Ontology annotation, cellular component: brush border; plasma membrane. The record is from RefSeq and is a predicted model, not a curated record. Lineage: Eukaryota; Metazoa; Chordata; Actinopteri; Blenniiformes; Blenniidae.